CCCCGUGUGUCUCCCGUCAUCCGCAAAGGAGAUCUAAGAACCCAAAAACCCUAGAUUCCCACCACCCCUCUCGAUCUGUCUCCUCUCGCGCCAGAUUCGGCUAGAUCCGGAUCGCAAAUUCGGAGCCGAGGUGGAUUUCGGAUUGGUAGAUCGGAACCUUUGCCAUUCGAGCGAUCGGAUUCGGCCCCUUUUUUUGGAUCUCUCGCGGUUCCUUUGAUAGGUUUGGAGGUGCAACACUCGGGCCGCCCCAUAGGUUUUGCGAUGUCUCCGAGUUUUGGAAUUUGGAUUGACAAAUUUGUUGGUUUUCGGCUACAAAAUUCUGCGAAUUAGAUUAGUAGUAAGAAGAGUGUUGGCCUUUUGACUUCCGCUUUAGAGAUGGAUUUAUCUGCUGUCAGUGAGGAGCUGGCUCUUCUUGACGGGCAGAUCAACGAUAUUCUCAGAGCAUUGUCAAAUGGAUUCCAGAAAUUGGACAAGAUCAAAGACCCAAAUAGGCAAAGCAGGCAGUUGGAAGAGCUUACAGAAAAGAUGCGGGAAUGCAAAAGGCUUAUCAAAGAAUUUGAUAGAGAGGUGAAGGAAGAAGAGAGAAGAAAUUCUCCUGAUAUCAACAAAUUGCUGAAUGAUAAGAAACAGUCUAUGAUCAAAGAAUUGAAUUCAUAUGUAACUCUCAAGAAGCAGUAUGCAAGUAAUCUUGGAAAUAAACGCAUUGAGCUUUUUGACGCACAUGGUGGCGGAGAUGGGUUUGUUGAAGAAAAUGCUGUGUUGGCAUCAUCAAUGACCAAUCAACAACUAGUGGAUACUGGAAACAGGAUGAUGGAUGAAACAGACCAAGCUAUUGAACGGACAAAAAAGGUUGUAGAAGACACCAUCAAUGUCGGAGCAGAGACAGCAGCUGCUCUAAAAGCACAGACAGAACAAAUGAAUAGGAUUGUUAAUGAACUAGAUUCAAUCCAUUUUUCAAUCAAGAAGGCAUCUCAAAUGGUCAAGGAAAUUGGUAGACAGGUUGCUACUGACCGCUGUAUCAUGGCCUUGCUUUUCCUUAUUGUGCUUGGUGUGAUAGCAAUCAUUAUUGUGAAGAUUGUGAACCCGCACAACAAGGACAUUCGUGAUAUCCCUGGACUCGCUCCACCAGCCAACAGAAAACUGCUUUGGCUGAGACCUUUCAUUGUUGGUUCUAUGGUUCAUUUCUCAUGUAAGUUGGUUUUUUCGCCCUAAGAAAAAUCUGAAUUUCAAAUCGAGAUAUGCUGAAUCAAAAUGAGAACAUGUUUUCCAAAAAUUACAUGUUGAAUUUCAGUAUGAUCCUCAUCUUGGCGCUGGCAUGUUAUUUCUACCAUGAAUACUGUCCACAGCAAAUUAUCCCUAUCGAAAGGGACCAGAGUUACUGCUGAUAUGCCAUUGCUUGUAUUCAUAAAUUAUGUUGCCUCAACAUUCUCACCAUUUAAAAUGUAACCCAGAUCUGUAUAUUCCAACAAACGACAGGCAUUGCGUAUUUGCUUUUUAAGGAGUUUGUUUAUGUGGAAAAUGAAUAAAUUUAAUUAAAGUUACUUUGAACAAUCAGUCUUUCCGCGGCCU
Molecule: messenger RNA, 1569 nt
Organism: Elaeis guineensis (African oil palm)
Lineage: Eukaryota; Viridiplantae; Streptophyta; Magnoliopsida; Arecales; Arecaceae
Source: RefSeq, a predicted model, not a curated record